This is a messenger RNA of Aspergillus pseudotamarii, 2109 nucleotides long. RefSeq names its product ABC1 kinase family protein. The transcript is spliced from 3 exons. The record is from RefSeq and is a predicted model, not a curated record. Lineage: Eukaryota; Fungi; Ascomycota; Eurotiomycetes; Eurotiales; Aspergillaceae. The coding region runs from base 1 to 2109 and encodes 702 amino acids.
AUGCGCCUCUUCCUAGGCCAUUUCGUUCUUUCUUUUCUCCUUCUACUCCUCAAUAUUGGUUGCGCUUCGGCUGGAAUCAACACAUCAUGCUUGAAAGUCGUCACAGCGCUGGCCGCCCGCCCCGGGGAUCUUUUUGCUAAAUUCCAAGAGCACAUCUGCGACCAAGGUUGUCGACCGACAGUCCCCCACUGGGACCUCUGGACGAGAAAUAACUCCUUCCUCCCCGCCGUACGGAGCGUAACGAAACGCUUAGAUGCGCCGCGACAUGAAGAGGCGAUGAUUAAACUGGGAGACGACGCGGCGGAGAUUAUCAAACGCCGUUGUGGUCCGAUGCUGCAUGGCAACGACCUUUGCUCGGACUCGGAGACCCUGGCGAAUUUCGGGAACUGUUUCAAGACGAAUUUCGUUCGGGCGGCGAUAAUGAAUUUGCCGACAUUGUUGCCUAUGGUUAGUGAGGAGAUCAACUUUCGACCAAAUCCUCUCCUCGCCAAGUCCAUCAACCAUUUACACACUCGCAACGCCGAGAGACUGUCGGAUUUGCUGCGCCAGAAUGGCGGCCUCUACCUUAAGAUCGGUCAGGCAGUCGCCAUGCAGUCGGCCAUUCUACCGCCCGAGUUCCAGAAGAUGUUCUCGCGUAUGUUCGACGAUGCCCCGCAGAACGAUUGGAAGGAUGUGGAGAAGGUCAUCCGUGAGGAUUUCGGCAAGUCUCCGGAAGAAGUCUUUGGCGUAUCGUUCGCAGGCGAUCCCACUAAAGGUGCCAUGGAGCGCAAGGCCAGAGCCAGCGCUAGUGUAGCGCAGGUUCAUUGGGCUCGCUUGGCCGAUGGAAGAGAGGUUGCGGUGAAGAUUCAGAAGCGGGAAAUUGCGCAGCAGAUCCAAUGGGAUUUAUGGGCGUUCAAGGUCGUGACCUGGGUCUAUAGCCGUGUGUUCGAUAUCCCCUUUUACUCUUUGGUCCCCUAUGUCAGCGAGCGCCUCUUCCUGGAGACGGACUUCGAGAAUGAAGCCGAUAACUCGGAGCAUAUGGCCAGACUCGUUGCAAGCGAGUCACGGCUCCGAAAUCGUGUCUACAUUCCCAGGGUCUAUCGUGAACUGAGCUCCAAGCGGGUCAUGACCGCGGAAUGGAUCGAGGGCGUCCGCCUCUGGGAUAAAGAUGCUAUCACACGCUCCUGGCGUGGUGGUUGGCGUCAGGGUAGCCCAGGAUGCCACGGGACUCCAAUGGACUCCCCACAGUCCAACAGCACAUCGACCAAGGCUCCUCACAACCCGAAUGCAACCCAGAUCAAACCGGACCGGGAUCACUGGCGCGGAUGGAAUGGCCGCGGCGGACUCGGUCUCUCCCUGAAAGAGGUGAUGACCACAAUGGUCGACUUGUUCUCAGCCCAGAUGUUCCUCUGGGGGAUUCUACACUGUGAUCCGCACCCGGGCAAUAUCUUUGUCCGUCGCAAACCAUCGGGUCAACCAGAACUCGUCCUAAUCGACCACGGCCUCUACAUUCACAUGGACUCAGACUUCCGACAUCAAUACGCCCGCUUCUGGAAGGCGCUCCUCACCUUUGACAACGCCACCAUCCGCGACAUCGUCAAACAAUGGGGCGUCACAAACCCAGACAUUUUCGCCUCCGUCACUCUCAUGCGCCCCUACCAAGGCGGCGACCUCUCCACCCAGCAACACUUCGAAGGCCUCUCCAAGAAGGACCGCGCCCAGCUCCACUACGAAGCCCAACAAGCCGCUCGCAAGGGUAUCCGCCAGAUUCUCGGUGAUGAAAGCAAAUGGCCCAAGGAACUCAUCUUCAUCGGCCGCAACCUGCGCAUCGUCCAAGCUAACAACCAAUUCCUCGGCUCCCCCGUCAACCGCAUCAAGAUCACAGGUACCUGGGCGUCCCGCGCCCUCGUCGAGUCUCCCGAUCUACCUCUCAACGAGAAAAUCCAGAACUACGGCCGCCACAUCCUCUUCCGGCUCGUGCUCUUCACUAGCGAUAUUUACUUCUACUUCACGAAGAUUAGGCAGUUCUUGAGACUCGGUGGUGGGAUGGAGGAUUCGCUGGAGGCGCAGAUGCAGAGUAUGGCAAAGGAUAUGGGGGUAAAUUUGCAGCAGAAUGUGUUUGAGGGAUAG